Mus pahari (shrew mouse) is the source of this 1442-nucleotide messenger RNA. Its product is annotated as histone H1.5-like. NCBI's taxonomy places the organism in Eukaryota, Metazoa, Chordata, Mammalia, Rodentia, Muridae. The transcript has 2 exons. Bases 1 to 1005 code for a protein of 334 amino acids. Gene Ontology annotation, cellular component: nucleosome. Gene Ontology annotation, molecular function: structural constituent of chromatin; DNA binding. Gene Ontology annotation, biological process: nucleosome assembly. The record is from RefSeq and is a predicted model, not a curated record.
AUGGCGACAGCUGCGCAGGUUAAUGAGCGUCUUAGUGACACGCGCGCACCCGCUCUGCCAGAUGUGGGCCCUGGGGCGCGCCGCGUUCCCGCUGGCUAUAAGUUCUCGAAGGCGCGCGGGACCCAGGGUUUGGGGCGGCACUGCUCCGGACCUGACGUCAGGAAUAGAUGGGAGCUUCGGAGGUUAAGCGUCUCCCUGUCCUGGGACAUAGAACCUGAAAACAAGAGGAAGAGGACCGCCACGACGCUGGGAGCCCGGGUGCCAGGGCGUGGCGAGCAGCUAGCAGCCUUUAUUCUCACCAUACCUGAAACUGCUCCCAUCGAUACUGUGGCUCCAGCUCCUAUAGAGAAGUCUCCCGCCAAGAAGAAGAUGGCAAAAAAGACUAAGUGCAAGGCCACAGGGCCUACAGUGCCCGACCUCAUAACUAAGGCUAUUUUUGCCUCUAAGGAGGAUGGUGGCGUAUGCCUGCCUGCCCUUAAGAAGGCACUGGCUGCUGGUGGCUACCAUGUCAAGAAGAACAACAACCGCAUCAAGCUUAGGCAUAAGAGUCCAGUUAACAAGGGUACCCUGGUGCAGACCAAAGGAACCUGUGCCUCGGGUUCCCUCAAGCAUAACAAAAAUGUGGCUUCCAGUGAGGCCAAGCCUAAGAAGACGGGCGCUGCUGAGGUUAAGAAGCCUGCAGGUGCCACCCCUAAAAAGCCUAAGAAGGCUGAGGGAGCAAGGAAUCCUGUGAAGAAAACUCCAAAGAAAGCAAAGAAGCCUGUGGCAGCUGGAGUAAAGAAAGUUGACAAGAGUCCUAAGAAGGCCAAGGCUGCUGCCAAGCCUAAAAUGGUGGCAAAGAGCCCGCCAAAGCCCAAGGCGGUGAAGUCUAAGGCUUCCAAACCUGAGGUUAUCAAGUCCAAGGCAGCUAAGCCUACGACUGCCAAGGUAAAGAAGGCUGUUUCCAAAAAAAAUGUAGGUUUGCUUAUGACUGCAACAAAGCCCCACGUUGGGCGCCACCUGUAGCUGUCCAGCCACCAUGGCUGAACUGGGCCACCUGAAAGGAGGGCUGGAAAUGAAAAGGACAGGGUACAAGAGAAGGAUGAAGACAAGACAAGGUUCUGAUCAAGGCUCUAAGUUUAAUAUUCAACACUGCGUUUAUAUAGGACAAACCCACAGACCCGUCCUCUGAAUUAUGUUGCAAGCUCAUUCUAUUUUUCUAAUUUCCUGUAGGAAAUUGCAGGUGCAGGAAGGGGAAGACUCUACCUGGGUCGUUAAACCCAUUGUGGCAAGCACUCAAAGUCUGUUUAGUCUGCUCAAGGCUCGGGGAAAGGCAUACAAAUAGUUAAGGAACAGGGGUGGUAAAAACCUGAGGUUACACUCACUAUCUAGUAACCCACAUAGGGCAGCCCUCAAACACCUGUAACUUGAGCUCCAAGGGAUCCAGCACCCUCCUCUGGCCU